Molecule: messenger RNA, 3688 nt
Organism: Manis pentadactyla (Chinese pangolin)
Lineage: Eukaryota; Metazoa; Chordata; Mammalia; Pholidota; Manidae
Gene: LRTM2
Product: leucine rich repeats and transmembrane domains 2
Exons: 6
Coding region: 621-1733 (370 amino acids)
Cellular component (GO): plasma membrane
Molecular function (GO): protein binding
Source: RefSeq, a predicted model, not a curated record
CACUGAGAUGCUCACAUUUCAGGGCUGUGGGCUGCCCUCCCGGCGGCCGCGAGCGCCCUGGUGUGUGCGCGCCUGUGUGCGGCCGUCCCCUGUGUGCGCUGCUGUCGCUGUCAUCACAGAUGUACCCCAGCUGUCACUCCGUGGCUCGGCGCUGCUCGCGCGCACAAGCGCCUCCUCUCCCCUUUCCUCCCCUCUCCUGUCUGCCUCCAUCCCUCCCUCUUUCCUUCUCAGUUUGUCAUUGACCCACAGCCCUGUGCCUUGCCGCGGCAGGCGCUGCUUCUGCACUAGCUGCGUGCUGCGUGCCACCUGCUCCUGGCAGAUAGGGUACCCAGCGCCCACUGUGCUCUGCCUGGCAAAGCUGGCUGGAUUUCUCUAGGAAUCCCAGGAGGGGUUCGCUGAAUGCUUCCAGCGACUUGACUUUAGGGACCUGGCCGGGGGAAGUCAGGGCGGCAGGCAGAAGGCGAGCGUACGACUGGUCUCGCAGGCGGAGGCGGAGGGCGAGCAGUGGGUUGGUGCCUGGGCCUUGCACCAGGCUCUGCCUCCUCGGGGCCAUGGACUGACAGUGCACGCCCAGGGGCUCCUCUCUCCGGAGGCGCAGGGCUGGGAGAGCUGCGUUCACCAUGCUGGCCCCAGGCAGCGGCCCCCGGCAGACGAACAGGCUUGCCCUGCACUGGGGGCAGAUCUCCUGGAUCACCUGCUGGCUCACCCUGUGGGCCGUGGAGGCCCUGCCCACCUGCCCUUUCUCCUGUAAGUGUGACAGCCGCAGCCUGGAGGUGGACUGCAGCGGCCUUGGCCUCACCGUGGUGCCCCCCGACUUGCCCGCGGCCACGCGAACCCUCCUGCUUUUGAACAAUAAGCUGAGUGCCCUGCCAAGCUGGGCAUUUGCCAAUCUGUCCAGCUUGCAGCGACUAGACCUCUCCAAUAACUUCCUGGACCAGUUGCCCGGCUCCAUUUUCGGCGACCUGGUGAACCUGACGGAGCUGCAGUUGCGGAACAACAGCAUCAGGACCCUGGACAGGGACCUGCUGCAGCACUCGCCCCGGCUGCGCCACCUGGACCUGUCCAUCAACGGCCUGGCCCAGCUGCCCCCGGGCCUCUUCGAUGCGCUCCCAGCUCUGCGCUCCCUAUCACUUCGCUCCAACCGUCUGCAGAACCUGGACCGGCUGACAUUUGAACCCCUGGUGAGCCUGCAGCUGCUGCAGGUUGGGGACAACCCCUGGGAGUGUGACUGUCACCUGCGUGACUUCAAGCACUGGAUGGAGUGGUUCUCCUACCGAGGGGGACGCCUGGACCAGCUUGCCUGUACCCUGCCCAAGGAGCUGAGGGGGAAGGACAUGCGCGUGGUCCCCAUGGAGAUGUUCAACUACUGCUCCCAGCUGGAGGACGAGAACAGCUCUGCCGGGCUGGAUAUUCCUGGGCCACCCUGUACCAAGGCCAGCCCGGAACCGGCUAAGCCCAAGCCAGGGGCGGAGCUGGAGCCAGAGCCCAGCACAGCCUGCCCCCAGAAGCAGAGGCACCGGCCGGUGAGCGUGCGGCGGGCCAUCGGCACAGUGGUCAUCGCCGGGGUCGUCUGCGGCAUCGUCUGCAUCAUGAUGGUGGUGGCUGCUGCCUAUGGCUGCAUCUACGCCUCCCUCAUGGCCAAGUACCACCGGGAACUCAAGAAGCGCCAGCCCCUGAUGGGGGACCCGGAGGGUGAGCAUGAAGAGCAGAAGCAGAUCUCUUCUGUGGCAUGACAGCCAGCCCCACCUGGCCAGCCCUCCAGCAAGCAAGCCGCACUGUGCUGAGUGACUCUCCGUGGCCUUCCAAGUCUCUGAGAAAGCCGCCCUGUGCUAAAGGCCCCUGCUGAGGCUGCUCGGCCAGCAAGUCUUUGGUGGGAACACCUGGGGAAUCUCCCUAAGCUUGCUGUUAGAGGGCAGCAGGAUGUGCGUGCAAAAGCUUCGGGACUGAGCACUCCCCGCCUCCCUCCCUGCCCUGGCGACAGUCACAGCAGGCAACUCCCCCAUGUCUUGCUCGAGCCCCCCUCACCUGCAUUUAGGGAGUGGGAAGGAAGUGAUACAAGUGCCAGGGAGUCCAUUUCUGUGACUCUCUUCUAAGCCGGGAAGAUAUUCCUAACCGCCCUUCUGUGUGAAAGUUGGGUCCAGAUUUCACCUGCUGGGACUAAUGAGCAGCCACAUGAACCCUGUCACUUGGACUCUGCACGUAGAACACAACACUGCAAUCACAACCCAUGCCCUCAGCUGAUGCCAUCAUACCCCAAAUCUGCUAUUGGCCACAGGCCACACCGCUUCUGGAUUCACUAAGAGGCUCUUGGACAAACAGAGCAUCACCAGGGCAAUCCCAAAGAUUGAGUAGAUCUCUCACCCCUGUGCACACGCACUCCCAGUCACAUGGAGACGGGUCCUGAAGACACGGGGAGCAGGACACACUUCCUCUGGGCCUCUUGUCCGCAGACCAGAGGCCCUUUGGCUGGCUCACCACAAUCUUCUCAAGUCAACCCGGGGAGGAACCCAGCGCAGUAACACAGGAUUCCUCCACGGUCCUUCAAAGUGGGCCAGAGUGGCGCCACCAGAGGGGACCGCACAGCCCCUCGGGAACCCUCUCUCACCCCAGAGGGGACCGCGCAGUGCCAUGGGAACCCUCUCACCUGUUCUGCUGGUUUCCCAGGGACACCGGCCCAGAGGCCUUGGAGCUGGAGCGGGAAGCUCCAGAGCUACGGUCACACUGGGCAUUUCUGCAGCACUGCCAGGCCCCACAGGGACACCCCACUUCCACUCGCAUAGCCCACAGCCCAGAACUGUUGCUCUGUACCUCUCACCCCUCCAUCUUCAGCAUCUCAGGGCCCGUGACCUUGGGGCAAGGACGGGGUCAUGCUCUGUGACUGGGGGCAUCUUGGGAAAGCAGGUGGCCCCUGCUGAAGCUCACUGCCUGCCAGCAGACUCCAGGAGCAGAGAGAGGAAGCUCAGAGGCUUCCUUAGUGGGGCGCCCCUUCCCAGAGUUUUAGCUGCUCGGUCUGGCUUCCCAGAAUUUGUAACUGCAUCUGGGCUGGGGGCCAAACCAGACCAUGGGCCAGGGGUCUUGUCUGUUCCUACACAAGGGUCAGAGGUUCCUGCGUGUAGGGCGGUGGCAGGUGGUGGGGGAGGAGGGCUGCACAGGGUUUGGUGGUCCCCAGGUCCUUAUCCUGGGUCUGCCCCUCGUUAUGGUCUCAUCUUGGGUGAGAACUAGGUCUCCCUCUGCUGGACACUGGUCUUCCCAAGGCUUACAGACGGCCUGGUUUCUGGCUCUGCGUGGUCUCAGUGGUGGCCCAGGAAGAGGUCAGCACAACACUGAACGCCAGGGUCUGAGGAAGCACAGGGCAGCCCGCUUGCUCAGCACCCGUGACCCCGUGGAGGAGAGCACUGGGUGAGGGGCAGGGAUGCCUCUGAGAAGGUGGGUCUCUGGCAGUGGGGGUCCAAGCACAGGCUGCCUAUCAGGCUGCUAACCACACCUCCAAGGUCGGGUGGAGGGGGCGGCGCAGUCUGCCUUUUGGCUUGCUCACUGACACCAGAUCUAGGGAUUUUCUAAAGGGAAUAUGGGGAGGAGCAGGUCUUGUUAAUGGUGGUAUCUUCAUCUGGAGACAGAAGAUUUUUAAAGGCAAAAUUAUAUUUCUGGUUUGUUGUUUCAGAAGACCAAUAAAGACCGUAUUUUCCUA